ACGCUGCUCCCUCGGCUGGGAUCGCGUCGUCUCUCUCUCGCCGCCCUGCUCCACGCCUGGCCCGUGGGUUCAGGGGCGGCAGGUCGUGCCAGGUGGGCUCGGGUGGACGGGCGCGGCGGUCGGGGCGAGGCGGCGGCGCGGGUGGACGGUGCGGAACCCAGCAAGUUCCUCGCAGGAGAUGUCGCCGGGCGCGGGCCCCUGCAUACGCCGGGCGCCGUGACAGGCCGGCCGUGGAGGCGCGGACGGGGGAGGCCGCGACGGAGCUCCCGGACUGGCCAUGGGCUGAGACGCAGCGUCGCGGAGCAGCCUGUUGCGAAAUUGACCCUUCCAUACGUCACAAGAACAUGCCGGGGUGACUCUCUCCCAGAUCUUCCUGUGGCCUUCCUUGCUCUGCCCAGUGACACUAUGCAACCCCAGCGUGACCUGCGAGGCCCCUGGCUCCUGCUGCUCUCCUUGUUCCUGCUCCUUUUUGAGGUAGCCAGGGCUGGCCGGUCUGUGGUUAGCUGUCCCGCCAACUGCCUGUGCGCCAGCAACAUCCUCAGCUGCUCCAAGCAGCAGCUGCCCAAUGUGCCCCAGUCUUUGCCCAGCUACACAGCACUCCUGGACCUCAGCCACAACAACUUGAGCCGGCUGAGGGCCGAGUGGACCCCUACCCGGCUGAUCAACCUGCACUCUCUGCUGUUGAGCCACAACCACCUGAACUUUAUCUCCUCUGAGGCCUUUGUCCCGGUACCCAACCUUCGGUACCUGGACCUCUCCUCCAACCACCUUCACACGCUGGAUGAGUUCCUGUUCAGUGGUCUGCACGCGCUGGAAGUACUGCUGCUCUACAAUAACCACAUUGAGGUGGUGGACCGGUAUGCCUUCGAGGACAUGGCCCAGCUGCAGAAACUCUACUUGAGCCAGAAUCUCAUCUCUCGCUUCCCUCUGGAACUGAUCAAGGACGGAAACAAAUUACCCAAGCUGAUGCUCUUGGAUCUGUCCUCCAACAGGCUGAAGAAGUUGCCGCUGACUGACUUGCAGAAGUUGCCGGCAUGGGUCAAGAACGGGCUGUACCUGCACAACAACCCGCUGGAAUGUGACUGCAAGCUCUACCAGCUCUUUUCGCACUGGCAGUACCGGCAGCUGAGCUCUGUGAUGGACUUCCAGGAGGAUCUGUACUGCAUGCAUUCCAAGAAGCUGCACAAUGUCUUCAGUCUGGAUUUCUUCAAUUGCAGCGAGUACAAGGAAAGUGCCUUGGAGGCUCACCUGGGAGACACCUUGGACAUCAGGUGUGAUACCAAACAGCAAGGGAUGACCAAAGUGUGGGUGACACCCAGCAAUGAACAGGUGCUAAAUCAGGGGGCCAAUGGCACAGCGACCGUGUCCAAGGAUGGCAGUCUUCAUUUUGAGAAGGUGCAGGCUGAGGAUGGGGGUGUGUACACCUGCUAUGCCAUGGGGGAGACUUUCAAUGAGACACUGUCUGUGGAGUUGAAAGUGUACAACUUCACCUUGCACGGACACCAUGACACCCUCAACACGGCCUAUACCACCCUGGUGGGCUGUAUCCUCAGUGUGGUUCUGGUCCUCAUAUACUUGUACCUCACCCCUUGCCGCUGCUGGUGCCGGGGUGUGGAGAAGCCUUCCAGCCAUCAAGGAGAUAGCCUCAGCUCUUCUAUGCUCAGCACCACACCCAACCAUGAUCCUAUGGCUGGCGGGGACAAAGAUGAUGGUUUUGACCGUCGGGUAGCGUUCCUGGAACCUGCUGGACCAGGGCAGGGUCAAAAUGGCAAACUCAAGCCAGGCAACACUCUGCCAGUGCCCGAGGCAACAGGCAAGGGCCAACGGAGGAUGUCAGAUCCAGAGUCGGUCAGCUCGGUCUUCUCCGACACACCCAUUGUGGUGUGAGCAGCAUAGGCUGGUGGGGAGGUUCUGCCCCAGGAGAGGUAGUGUACCCCUGAGGGAUCCGAGGGGAUGGAAGAGAGGGCUGGAUGCCCAAGGGAGUAGGUUCCUCCUGACCACCAGGGAAUCGGUCAUGGGCACAAGAGCAGGCAAGACCCCAGUGAGGCUGUGGAUGCUGCAAGCUUCGUAUACGGAUAUAUUAAUCCUCAGGCAGACGCCACACCCCUACCUUGGCUAUUCUCAGUGUGAUAGAGGAGGAGGGAUGCGUCUGAGUUGGACAGGAAUGAGGAAAGGGGUGAGGGGAGGAGCAGAUUCCCUAAACUUUUUUGAGGUCAUCCAUAGCUCCUUAAGAGAAAACCAUUUGAAAAACAAAUUUUUUUUUCUGUCUCUGCCCACCCACACCUGUGAAGUUGUGUGUGUUGGGGGAGCCUCCACAGGAGCCAUGCUGGGAGCUGCAGUAUCCUCUCUGGUCAGGAAGUCACAUUCACAGCUAGGGAACUGGAAACCUUUGGAAAAUGAGUCAGGAAAAGACUGAGACCUGGAUCAAUAACACUCCCUAAAGCUGCUGUGAGACUUCUCACUAGAGCUGUCUUCUUUCCCCAGGAGUCCUGAGUGGGUGGAUAUCUGCAGGAGCCUGGCCUCUUGCCUGUUAGUUAUGGCAGCAAUAUAGGACAUAGUGUCUGCGCUUGUCCUGGGGCAGGUGGCACAGAUGGAUACAGAAUGAAUUAAGAGGUCCCUGUCAUAGCAUAAAACUUGUAGAUAGGACAUAAAUUCCAGGUAGGCUAAUUCUCUGGCUGGGGGAAAGCUUUGAUUAGUAUUUGACUCCCAAUAUCUAUCUGUCGGGAUCAGACUAGGGGACACUGAAGGCAGGGCAUUAUGGUUGCCUUGCCACCAAUGGGGCACAAGGGCCACUGUCCCUGAAAGGAUGAGGAAAACCAACCUCUUCGAUGUAGCAGCCAGGAAGACCUACCUGAUUUUCUGCAUAUGCCAUCUCUUCAGCCAACCUUCUAGUCAGCUCAGGUGGGGUUCUAAGCCUUCCACCUAAUGCUGUUCUGCAAAGGGAGGAGUGAGGUCAAGUCUGGCCCUGCUCCAUUAGACUAGGUCUGAAGAUUGACAGGACUCCACAUGUAUCUUCUCUCUGCUGUCAAGGCUGCCUCACUCCUGCUGCAAAGCCAAAGCGUGGGAUUUUGUCAUCUGAAGGGUUGGAACCUAGUGGUCUCUGUCCCAAAAUGGUGAUACAAAGUGUGGUGUAGAGUUCUGCCUCCCCCCCACCAGGCUCUAGGGCAGGCGGUCUUGUAACAGAGGCUUAAAGGGCACUAAACUCUGAAAACUUCUGUCAUACCGUUCCUUUCAGUCAGAAGUCAGUGCAGUUAUGCCUGUCAGAGCAGAGGGACUUAAAAACAAAGCAGCCUUAGCUUCCAUCCAGGCUUGCAAAAUGCUUUGGGUACAGAGAUGACUGUCCCCUGCAUCCUUUGCCAUACUGCAGGCCCUGGAGGCAGUUCUGAGCUCUGGAAGAGGGGUGAGGAGGGCAAAGGUGAAAAGUGUUCCCCAGCGUUGGUCUUUUUCAGUGUCUUUUCUUUCCCUUGUUUCCUGUGGUUGGAAGUUGUCCAGGUCCUCCAGUUUCCUGACCUGCUUUUGAGGUUCUAAAGGGUGUUGUUUACCCGUGGGUGAGGGCCGCUUAGUGCUAGGGGGGCCUGUCAGGCUGCCUGUAAGGACUGGGGAAGAGAAACUGAAGUAAGCACUGUCCUCUGUCUGCUCCUGGGAUCCCUAGGCUCCUGUCCAUCCUUUAUCAGUAACCUAAUUUUGUCAAGAGAGAGGUGCAGCGAUUCCCCUUAAGUAGUUGCAUGCUCAUAGGUACGCAUGCUCACCAGCACCCUGACCUCCACCAGGACAGUGAAUCUGUGGCCCCCGCUACUGCCACCAUCUCUAGAACAGCCUCCACCCACGUACACAACUUCUCACACACAAUUUUCUUGCACUGUAGGAGAGACAGUGACCAUGCCAGGCUCCUCGACUGCACAAUCGCUUGCACUUUAAUUGUCAAACACCCUGGACCUUUACCCAUCCCCCCAACAGCUCCGACCCACUUCUUGCAGAGGCUGGAGUUAGGAGGACCCCACGUUGAAGCCUUUGGGAGAAGGGAUGGCGAGGCAGUAGCUGUUUCAGCAAACUCCUUACAAACCCUCCUGAAAGCCUACAUGUCUGUAAGACCAGAGGCUAGAACCAGAGCAGUGAAGGACCACAAAGGAUGCUGGUGGAGGCUAUACAGCUCUUGGUUGUCCUUCCUGUGUUACCUGUCCUAGGAGACAGGGGUUGGAGAGGAGCGUUGUCGGGUUAUAGUUCAAAGACUUCUGAGGACUUGUCACCAGAGGUCCAAGAGCCCGACCUCUGUUGCUAGACAUCAGUGAAUGGGAAAAUCUCUUAUGUGGCACUGUCCUCUCCUGACACCAUCUAGAGCUAUGAAAUGCUUUUAAAUGGGGGUUGAAUGACGUUUGCCUUCUAGAGCAUUCUAGAUGAGCUCCUGAGGACCAGGAGGGCCAUUUUCUUUCUAAGUCCUACUCUGCAGCCCUUACUGUCCUUACUGUAUCUAUUAACUUGGGCCCUCAUUUGAGACACCUGCAGGACAUGUUGGUCUACCAGGACAUUUAACUGAUGGGUUUCUUAUUGUGGUUUCAGUUCUUAUAACCCAGUGGUAGCUUUCUCCUUGUAAGAGGGGUGUAUGUGUGUAUCCAUAUUCUGCAUAUAUAAUCCCAUUAGACCUUGGGAAGAAAAUUGCCAGGUGUAGAUCUAAGAAAGGCUGACCUUCACCCCACAUGUACCCAUAAACUAGAUCUCCCAGGAAGGAGAGGCAGGUGUCUCUGGAGACAGGAUGUGACAGGGCUCUAUGGUCUGUGUAAUUAUCUGUGAUCUUUUUCUUUGCUGUAUCUAUGGGGCCUCUGGAAGAGGCCAGGAGAGGGUAGACCCAUCUGGGGAGAACAAAGCCAAUUUUCCAGUUUUGUGUGUGUGUUCUUGCCUCUGUAAUCCCUCCCACUGUGUAUACCAGGCUGGCAAACCUCAGAGCCAGUGGGCUCUAUAACUAGACAAUGACCAUUAAACCUGGCUUGAGUCUCUGCUCUGGCACA
This is a messenger RNA of Psammomys obesus (fat sand rat), 5003 nucleotides long. It is a transcript of the gene Amigo1, whose product is annotated as adhesion molecule with Ig like domain 1. Lineage: Eukaryota; Metazoa; Chordata; Mammalia; Rodentia; Muridae. Bases 406 to 1887 code for a protein of 493 amino acids. The transcript is spliced from 2 exons. The record is from RefSeq and is a predicted model, not a curated record. Gene Ontology annotation, molecular function: protein binding. Gene Ontology annotation, biological process: brain development.